This is a messenger RNA of Eubalaena glacialis (North Atlantic right whale), 1314 nucleotides long. RefSeq names its product transforming growth factor beta 1 (gene TGFB1). The record is from RefSeq and is a predicted model, not a curated record. Gene Ontology annotation, molecular function: type III transforming growth factor beta receptor binding; growth factor activity; cytokine activity. Gene Ontology annotation, cellular component: extracellular region. Gene Ontology annotation, biological process: SMAD protein signal transduction; transforming growth factor beta receptor signaling pathway; BMP signaling pathway. Lineage: Eukaryota; Metazoa; Chordata; Mammalia; Artiodactyla; Balaenidae. The transcript is spliced from 7 exons. Bases 10 to 1185 code for a protein of 391 amino acids.
GCCUCCCCCAUGCCGCCCUCGGGGCUGCGGCUGCUGCCGCUGCUGCUGCCGCUGCUGUGGCUACUAGUGCUGCCGCCUAGCCGGCCGGCCGCCGGACUGUCCACCUGCAAGACCAUCGACAUGGAGCUGGUGAAGCGAAAGCGCAUCGAGGCCAUCCGCGGCCAGAUUCUGUCCAAGCUUCGGCUCGCCAGCCCCCCGAGCCAGGGGGAGGUGCCGCCCGGUCCGCUGCCCGAGGCCGUACUGGCCCUUUACAACAGUACCCGUGACCGGGUGGCCGGGGAAAGUGCCGAACCUGAGCCUGAGCCAGAGGCGGACUACUACGCCAAGGAGGUCACCCGCGUGCUAAUGGUGGAAAACAGCAACGAAAUCUAUGGGAAAAUCAAGCGUAGCCCACACAGCAUGUAUAUGCUCUUCAACACAUCGGAGCUCCGGGAAGCGGUGCCCGAACCUGUGUUGCUCUCUCGGGCAGAGCUGCGCCUGCUGAGGCUCAAGCUAAAAGUGGAGCAGCACGUGGAGCUGUACCAGAAAUACAGCAAUGAUUCCUGGCGCUACCUCAGCAACCGGCUGCUGGCCCCCAGCGACUCACCGGAGUGGCUGUCCUUUGAUGUCACUGGAGUUGUGCGGCAGUGGCUGACCCACGGAGAGGAAAUAGAGGGCUUUCGCCUCAGUGCCCACUGUUCCUGUGACAGCAAAGAUAACACACUCCAAGUGGACAUUAACGCAGGGUUCAGUUCCGGCCGCCGGGGUGACCUUGCCACUAUUCAUGGCAUGAACCGGCCCUUCCUGCUCCUCAUGGCCACCCCGCUGGAGAGGGCCCAGCACCUGCACAGCUCCCGGCACCGCCGAGCCCUGGACACCAACUACUGCUUCAGCUCCACGGAAAAGAACUGCUGCGUUCGGCAGCUCUACAUUGACUUCCGCAAGGACCUGGGCUGGAAGUGGAUUCACGAACCCAAGGGCUACCAUGCCAAUUUCUGCCUGGGGCCCUGCCCCUACAUCUGGAGCCUGGACACGCAGUACAGCAAGGUCCUGGCCCUGUACAACCAGCACAACCCGGGCGCGUCGGCGGCGCCGUGCUGCGUGCCGCAGGCGCUGGAGCCUCUGCCCAUCGUGUACUACGUGGGCCGCAAGCCCAAGGUGGAGCAGCUGUCCAACAUGAUCGUGCGCUCCUGCAAGUGCAGCUGAGGCCCCGCCCCACCCGACAGGUCCCGCCCACCCCGGCAGGCCCGGCCCCGCCCCCGCCCGCCUCAUCAGGGUUGUAUUUAAGGACACCUCACCCAAGCCCACCUGGGGUCCAUUAAAGGUGGAGAGAUG